Syngnathoides biaculeatus (alligator pipefish) is the source of this 1158-nucleotide messenger RNA. RefSeq names its product small nuclear RNA activating complex, polypeptide 2 (gene snapc2). Bases 242 to 1090 code for a protein of 282 amino acids. Gene Ontology annotation, biological process: snRNA transcription. The transcript is spliced from 6 exons. The record is from RefSeq and is a predicted model, not a curated record. Gene Ontology annotation, cellular component: nuclear body. Gene Ontology annotation, molecular function: RNA polymerase II general transcription initiation factor activity. Lineage: Eukaryota; Metazoa; Chordata; Actinopteri; Syngnathiformes; Syngnathidae.
AGAUGGGAGCCAAAAGUGGGUCGCGGACAGGUGGUUACAAAAAAAAAAUUGUAGCCUUCUUCAGACUGUUAAGCCAGUGACGGUUGCUUUUGUCUGAAGCCUUCAUGUCAUAAAAACACCAAAUACUGACACGACACGUACGACCGCAGACGUCACGGUGAAAUCUCCUCCAGCGGAAGUCCGCGGCUGACCGCUCGCUUGACAGCGCAUCGGAUCGACGUCGGGUCCGGUGCAGUCGAAAAUGAAGCCGCCGCCGCGCACGCGCAACAAACCGGUUCGGAACGCGCAGGCUCCCGAACCCAAGGGAGCCUGCGCCUGGUCCCGAAAGGAACAAAAGAUGCUGCUGCAGGCCCUCGGGAGGCAGAGCACUUCCUGCGACGGCGGCUCCUUCGCCAAAGUCGACUACGGCCUACUCCACAAGGCUCUACCUUCUCGCUCCGUUUCUGAGAUCCAGUCUACGGUGGAACGCCUCCAGAACAAGGUGAUUGCUUGCGCCACCUUUCAGCUGAAGAGCAGGAUGGCGGCGGAGAAGAAGGCAGCGGCGCCCGUUCAGAGCUGGGCCGCUUUGGCCCGGGCCGUGUCAGGGGACUCCGACGAGCCGCUUUCCAAGGCCUUCUCUCAGAUGUGGACCGUGGCGUCCACGGAGCCAGACGUCCUCAAGCAUCGCCACCCGCCGCGCCCCGACGACGGCGCGGCCGGUGGGAGCGCCGCGGACAGCGCGGUGGAUUUUGAGAGGAUCUACAUCUACCUGAGCGGCGGCCACAAGCCGGAGGCGGGCAAGCGGGAGCUCACGGCCAUGGAGCGCGCGGUGCUGUUGGACCUCGUGAUGUCUCUCCCUGAGGAGCUGGCCUUCCUCCCCUGCCAAAGCCUUCGCAGACAUCUCACGCAGGUGUACCAGAACUUCUCUGAAGCCAGAGACUCUGAAAACGCCCAAAAAGUGCUGACGGAGCUCAGCGAGCGGCGACGGGGCGGCGAUCGGCCGGCGGGCGAUGCGGGGCAACCGGCGGGAAGCGGCGGACCCGCCUGGACGGGACUGUGCCCCCCCCUCAACCCUUUCCUGAUCCCGCUGGAGCUCUUGAAGCGGCGAUAGGACUUCAUCGCUUUUUGCAGUGCUGUGUUGUUGUUUUUUGGCUCGAAUAAAAUCACUUCCAUGGCUGA